UCAAGUUCCAGCGGCCGACGACAGGAAAACGACAAAACUUCUCACCCGACAUCGAGGACCACCCGCUCGGCAACCACAUCAAGAUGGUCCGUUACGCUGCUCAGGACAUUCCGGCCGCUAAGAGCGCCCGCGCUCGGGGCUCUUACCUGCGUGUCAGCUUCAAGAACACCCGCGAGACCGCUCAGGCUAUCAACGGCAUGAAGCUGCAGCGUGCCCUUACCUUCCUCACCAACGUCACCGAGAAGGCUGAGGCCGUCCCCAUGCGUCGGUACGCUGGCAGCACCGGUCGCUGCGCUCAGGGCAAGCAGUGGGGUGUCAGCAAGGCUCGCUGGCCCGUCAAGUCCGCCGAGUUCCUUCUCGACCUCCUCAAGAACGCUGAGGCCAACGCCGACACCAAGGGUCUCGACACCGGCAACCUUGUUGUCAAGCACAUCCAGGUCAACCAGGCUCCCAAGGGUCGCCGCCGUACCUACCGUGCUCACGGUCGUAUCAACCCCUACAUGACCAACCCCUGCCACAUCGAGCUCAUCCUCACCGAGGCUGAGGAGACCGUCGCCAAGGCCGCCGCUAACAAGGAGGUCCGCCUCAGCUCCCGCCAGCGUGGUGCUCAGCUCCGCCGUGCUCUCAUUGAGGCAUAAGCGGUGUGUGGGUGUCGGGGAAAGUGUGAAGUGGUCAGAAACUGAAUGGGAAUGCCGGAGUUUGCUGUUGUACGGAUUCAAUACCUGGUCACGGAAGGAAUACAAAAGAAAUUAUUACUUUUUUGACAAAUGGAAAAAAUUCGAAACCACCCGGCGAAAAAAAAAUGAUGGUGAUGAUGAUGGUUUGUCUUCUGCUCUAUGCAGAGGCAACACCUUUCUUUAGACAUUGAUCUCGUUUCACCCACCCCGGAGACUCGGUUCGACUGGAUAGUUUAUCCUUCACAGUCCCUGGCCAUGAGCUAAGGCGGCUGGAAGGAGUCCAGGGAAAAUUAUUCCUUCAUCAUAGUGGAUACUACUACAUGGAUGGCGUACAUCGGUACGGCAGGUUUCGGACAUUCUCCUACUUCAGGACACUUUUUGCGAGCGUUUAAUUCAUGAUGGGAUACGGAAUUCAUUUUUCUU
Messenger RNA from Aspergillus eucalypticola CBS 122712, 1100 nucleotides. RefSeq names its product 60S ribosomal protein uL22 (gene rpl17). Gene Ontology annotation, biological process: cytoplasmic translation. The coding region runs from base 84 to 638 and encodes 184 amino acids. NCBI's taxonomy places the organism in Eukaryota, Fungi, Ascomycota, Eurotiomycetes, Eurotiales, Aspergillaceae. Gene Ontology annotation, cellular component: cytosolic large ribosomal subunit; ribosome. Gene Ontology annotation, molecular function: structural constituent of ribosome. The transcript is spliced from 4 exons. The record is from RefSeq and is a predicted model, not a curated record.